AUGGACUAUUUACUGAUUAUCAGCAUUGAUGAUAAUAACGUUGGCGGUGGUGGAGAUGAAGAGGUUGAUAAGCCAUCGUUCGUUCCCGUGCGCUAUAUCGUGGCCGCCAUGACUCUGUUGGCCGCACUCGACCUAUACAACAGCCGAUUCAACCUAAGCGUGGCAAUGGUGGCCAUGUCGUCGUUCAAUCGGACCCGUGCGGCCACUACUGCCGAAUCCGACGUGUGUGUGAACAACGGCCAACCCAUAGACUCAGUGCAAUCGCAUCAGACGGAUGGCGAGUUUGAUUGGGAUCCGCACACACAGCAAGUGAUUGUGUACUCAUUUUUCUACGGCUAUAUAUUGUUUCAUGUGGUGGGCGCCCGACUGGCCGAAAGGUUUGGUGCCAAAUGGCUGUGCGCUGUCAGUAUUGUGGUGUCUAUUGUGAUCAAUGUGUGUACGCCAAUGAUUGUCCGCUCACACGCCUAUUGGCUACUUUUGGCCAGUCGUGUAGUGCUGGGCGUUGGCCAGAGUUUAAUGUUUCCCGCGUGUUAUGCCUUAUUUGCCAAAUGGGUGCCCGAUUACGAGCGCAGUGUUAUCCUAUCAUUCCCGUUGAUUGGCAGCAAUAUUGGCACUAUUAUCACAUCAUCUCUGUCCAAAUACCUAACUGAGCAUGGUUUUGCAGGAGGGUGGCCAUCGGCAUUCUAUGUCCCUGCUCUAAUAGCGGGCGUAUGGCUGUUGUGUUGGGUGGUAACCAUCAAAAGCGAGCCUAAAGAUCACCCGUGGAUCUCGUCCCACGAGCUAAAUCACAUUCGCACAUAUAAUAGCCAUCAUAAACAUCAUGGUCAUCAUCACCAUAAACACCAAUCAGUUCCAUGGCUUCAAGUGCUCACAUCUAUGCCAGUCUUGGCUACAGUAGUGGUCAAAUUUGCCGUAAACUGGAUAUUUAUUUUGAUCACGUUUAAAAUGCCAUCGUAUUUGCAAACAGUGUUUGACUACUCGUCCGCACAGGGUGUUUUCUUGUUUGGCAUGCAUUCUGGCGGAGAUAUCCCUGUUAUUGCAGAUAUGACUACAAAAUACAUGGCCACUGUAUAUGCAUUAUGCGAAACGGUGGCCCUGACCUGUGCCAUACUUACGCCAUUGACCAUCGAUUGGCUGAUAGAUACGGAUGAGCUGCACGUACGGCAACAGUGGUCGUACAUGUUCUACGGGUCGGGCGCUAUGGCUGUUGUGGGGGGUCUAGUGUUCGCCGCAUUUGGUUCAGCCGAACGCCAGGAGUGGGACAAAAAUAACGCAAAUUCUGAUACUAAUAAUGGCAUAUAUUUGCAUAGAAUUUAA
Messenger RNA from Medioppia subpectinata, 1317 nucleotides. NCBI's taxonomy places the organism in Eukaryota, Metazoa, Arthropoda, Arachnida, Sarcoptiformes, Oppiidae. The record is from the annotation of a GenBank genome assembly.